UCUUAAUGGACCUGAAUGAAAGGGAUUGUCACUUUGUUUCUCAGAAGGACUUGUAUAUCUGAGAUUAUUUUUAUAAUCAGUCAUUUUAUAAAACCUUGACAUGAUUGCCAGGGAGGAGGAACAGAGCAAUAACUGAAACCUGUGUGUUGGUCCAAGAUGACUUCUGAAGAAAUGGCAGCUUCUGUUGUCAUACCUAUGACUCAGAGAAAAGUGAUUUCUGUCCAGUCGACUGCAGAUGAAAGUAAUGAAAAGGUCUCAGACAUCAGUAUUCCAAUGGCACAUACUGUCAGGCAGAGUGGGCAGACUUCUCAUAGUGUCUCACAACUGAACAAACUUAAAGAAUCCUCUGGCUGCAACUUGCCCCCCAAGGUUCUCUCAAUAGCAAGGGAGAAAAUAGUGAGUGAUGAGAACAGUAAUGAAAAAUGCUGGGAAAAAAGCAUGCCAGAUUCUGUGAAAAACCUUAACAUUAACUGCAAAAACAUGUUGAGAAACCAUCAGCAUGGCCUCCCUCAGAGCCAGUUUUAUGAAACAUGCAACUCUGUCACAGAGGAGGGCCUGUGUUUGGAAACUGGAAUUCCUUCUCCACUGGAAAGAAAGGUGUUCCCUGGAAUUCAGCUGGCAAUAGAUGCAUCUCCCAUGGACGUUAGUCCUUUAGGAAAUCAGUCGGCAAUCCUAGAGCCUGGCAGAGCACACCCUGACAACAACAUGGCAGUAUUUCAUUUUCAUUAUGAAGUUGACAGAGGCAUGUCAGACACUUUCUGUACCCUAUCGGAAAACUUAAUUUUGGACAAUUGUGGAAAUUGUGUACCACUGCCUGGUGGUGGUGGAGAGCAAACGAAAAACUAUGUGGCCUAUAAUGGUAAACUAAUGGAAUUGGCCAAAAACUGUGAUAAUAAGAACGGGCAGCAGCAGUAUGAUCAUUGUGACACUUUGAAUGACAGAUACUUGUGCUUCGAACGUUCUUGCCAGAAGGUUGACAUGAUAUGUUCAAGUGAUGGCUUUUGCAGGGAAGGUUUUACUGACAGCUCUCCUGCCAAGACCUUUUUGAGCCAUUUUGAGGACUUCCCUGAUAAUUGUGAAGAUGUAGAAGAAGACUUUUUAAAAGGCAAAAAGGAGCGGUCUACUUUGUUAGUUAGAAGAUUUUGUAAAAAUGACAGAGAAGUUAAGAAAUCUGUGUAUACCGGCACAAGAGCAAUCGUGAGAACUCUGCCUUCUGGCCAGAUUGGGCUGGUUGCCUGGAGUUACAUUUAUCAGAAGAGAAAUGGUCUCUUACUGCCUGGUGCAAGAAUAAUGGAACCUCUGUCAACGAUGGAGAUAAGACAAGGUGGGAGCCAGCAUCUGUCAGAGUCCUGGUGGUAUCCGAUCUACAAUGCAGUGAGAAGGGGAGAGGAAACAGAAGAUACAGUUGGAUCUCUACUCCAUCUCUUCACAAAGCUCCCAGCCUCUGAGACAGCCCAUGGAGGGAUUAGUGUUGGUCCGUGCCUAAAGCAAUGUGUCCGAGACACCGUAUGUGAGUACCGUGCCACCCUCCAAAGGACUUCCAUAUCUCAGUACAUCACCGGUUCUCUGCUAGAAGCAACCACGUCUUUAGGAGCAAGAAGUGGCCUUCUCAAUACUUUUGGAGGAUCCACCGGACGAAUGAUGCUGAAAGAGCGCCAACCAGGCACCUCUAUGGCCAAUUCCAACACCCUCCCUUCAAGUUCAGCUGGGAUCAGCAAGGAACUGAUUGACCUGCAGCCCCUCAUCCAGUUCCCAGAGGAAGUCGCCAGCAUCCUGACAGAGCAGGAGCAGAAUAUUUACCGGAGGGUCCUGCCGGUGGAUUACCUUUGCUUCUUAACCCAGAACUUGGGCACUCCGGAAUGCCAGAGGUCCCUGCCCUGCCUCAAAGCGUCCAUCUCAGCAUCAAUCCUUACUGCUCAGAAUGGAGAGCACAAUGCCCUUGAAGAUCUUGUGAUGAGAUUUAAUGAGGUGAGCUCCUGGGUGACGUGGCUCAUCCUCACGGCCGGCUCCAUGGAGGAGAAGCGCGAAGUCUUCUCGUACUUGGUGCAUGUGGCCAAAUGCUGCUGGAACAUGGGCAACUACAACGCUGUCAUGGAGUUCUUGGCCGGCCUCAGGUCAAGAAAAGUUUUAAAAAUGUGGCAGUUUAUGGACCAGUCUGACAUCGAGACCAUGCGGAGCCUGAAGGACGCCAUGGCUCAGCACGAGUCUUCCUGCGAGUACCGGAAGGUGGUCACUCGGGCGCUGCACAUCCCCGGCUGCAAGGUGGUUCCGUUCUGCGGGGUGUUUCUGAAGGAGCUCUGUGAGGUCCUCGAUGGAGCCUCCGGCCUCAUGAAGCUGUGCCCACAGUACAAUUCCCAGGAAGAGACUUUAGAGUUUGUCGCAGAUUACAGUGGACAAGAUAAUUUCUUACAACGCGUGGGACAAAAUGGCUUAAAGAAUUCGGAGAAGGAGUCCACUGUCAACAGCAUCUUCCAGAUCAUCAGGAGCUGCAGUCGGAGCCUGGAGACGGAGGAGGAGGACAGCCCCAGUGAAGGGAGCAGCUCCAGGAAAAAUUCCUUGAAGGAUAAAACCCGAUGGCAGUUUAUAAUUGGAGACUUGUUGGACUCAGAAAACGACAUCUUUGAGCAGUCCAAAGAGUACGACUCUCGUGGAUCAGAGAACUCACAGAAGGCCUUCGACCACGGGACCGAGCUCAUCCCGUGGUACGUGCUGUCCAUCCAAGCUGACGUGCACCAGUUCCUGCUGCAGGGGGCCACAGUCAUCCACUACGACCAGGACACACACCUGUCUGCCCGCUGCUUCCUCCAGCUUCAGCCUGACAAUAGCACCUUGACUUGGAAAAAGCCCACCACCGCCUCCCCAGCCAGCACGAGAGCAAAACUUUGUGUGCUUAGUAACACAGCUGAGCCUGGGAAAUUCCCGUUACUGAGCAGUGCUGCACUGAGUGGCCUGGUAGAGGGGGUCUUGGAUCUGUUUUCAGUGAAGGCUGUGUACAUGGGACACCCCAGCAUAGAUAUACACACUGUGUGUGUUCAGAACAAACUGGGGGGCAUGUUCCUGUCGGAGACUGGUGUGACACUGCUCUAUGGGCUUCAGACCACGGACAAUAGAUUAUUGCACUUCGUGGCACCAAAGCAUACGGCUCAAAUGCUCUUCAGUGGAUUGUUAGAGCUCACUAGAGCUGUGAGAAAGAUGAGGCAGUUCCCUGACCAGAGACAGCAGUGGCUGCGGAAACAGUACGUCAGUCUCCAUCAGGAGGAUGGACGGUAUGAAGGCCCAACUUUGGCUCACGCUGUGGAGUUGUUCGGUGGCAGACGAUGGAGUACUCGGAACCCCAGUCCUGGGACAUCGGCAAAGAAUGCCGAGAAGCCCAAUAUGCAGAGAAACAACACUCUGGGCAUAAGUGCCACCAAGAAAAAGAAGAAAAUCCUCAUGAGGGGUGAGAGCGGAGAGGCCACUGAUGAUGAGAUGGCCACUCGGAAGGCCAAGACGCACAAAGAGUGUCGAGGCCGGAGUGGUUCUGAUCCUCAAGACACUAAUGAACAAGAAGAAUCAGAGGUGAAUGCCAUCACUAGCCCUCCCAACCCCCUCCCUUCCAGAAGAGCCCACUCUCUGACCACGGCUGUGUCCCCCAUCUUGGCUGCUGGGACGCCAUCUCCCAUCAGGCCAGUGUCCUCCCCUGUGCUGUCUUCUUCAAACAAGAGUCCGUCCAGUGCUUGGAGCAGCAGCAGCUGGCAUGGGCGGGUCAAAGGAGGGAUGAAGGGAUUCCAGAGCUUCAUGGUUUCAGACAGCAACAUGAGUUUUGUUGAAUUUGUCGAGCUGUUCAAAUCAUUCAGUGUAAGGAGCCGCAAAGACCUGAAGGAUCUCUUUGACCUCUACGCAGUGCCCUGCAACCGAUCGGGGUCCGAGUCGGCCCCACUCUACACCAACCUGACAAUUGACGAAAACACCAGUGAUCUUCAGCCUGACCUAGAUUUGUUGACCAGAAAUGUCUCGGACUUGGGGUUAUUCAUUAAGAGUAAACAGCAGCUCUCAGACAAUCAGAGGCAGAUCUCUGAUGCCAUUGCUGCUGCAAGUAUCGUGACGAAUGGCACUGGGAUCGAGAGCACAUCUCUGGGGAUAUUCGGGGUUGGAAUACUCCAGCUUAAUGACUUCUUAGUCAAUUGCCAAGGAGAACACUGCACUUAUGACGAAAUCCUCAGCAUCAUCCAGAAGUUCGAGCCUAGCAUUAGUAUGUGUCAUCAGGGCCUAAUGUCAUUUGAAGGAUUUGCAAGGUUCCUGAUGGAUAAAGAUAAUUUUGCCUCAAAAAAUGAUGAGUCACAGGAGAACGUUAAAGAAUUGCAACUACCCCUCUCCUACUAUUACAUUGAAUCUUCACACAAUACCUACCUCACGGGCCAUCAGCUCAAAGGAGAAUCCUCAGUAGAACUCUACAGCCAGGUCCUCUUGCAAGGCUGUCGGAGUGUAGAGUUGGACUGCUGGGACGGAGAUGAUGGAAUGCCCAUCAUUUACCAUGGACAUACACUGACAACCAAGAUCCCCUUCAAGGAAGUGGUUGAAGCCAUUGAUCGCAGCGCCUUCAUCAAGUCUGACCUGCCAAUCAUCAUAUCAAUUGAAAACCACUGUUCAUUGCCUCAGCAACGAAAAAUGGCAGAAAUUUUCAAGACUGUGUUUGGAGAAAAGCUGGUGGCUAAAUUCUUAUUUGAGACUGAUUUCUCAGAUGACCCAAUGCUUCCCUCACCUGACCAACUUAGGAGGAAGGUGCUUCUUAAAAACAAGAAGCUAAAAGCCCAUCAGACACCAGUGGAUAUCUUAAAGCAAAAGGCUCAUCAGUUGGCAUCCAUGCAAGCACAGGCUUAUAAUGGUGGGAGUGCCAACCCCCCACCUGCUAGCAACGAGGAAGAGGAAGAUGAAGAGGAUGAAUACGACUAUGACUAUGAAUCCCUUUCUGAUGACAACAUUUUGGAGGACAGACCUGAAAAUAAGUCAUGUAAUGACAAGCUUCAGUUUGAGUAUAGUGAAGAAAUCCCCAAGAGGAUAAAGAAAGCAGAUAACUCUGCUUGCAACAAAGGAAAGGUCUAUGACAUGGAGCUGGGAGAAGAAUUUUAUCUUCCUCAGAAUAAAAAGGAAAGCAGACAGAUCGCACCAGAGCUUUCUGAUCUUGUCAUCUAUUGCCAAGCAGUAAAAUUUCCAGGCCUGUCAACUCUAAAUGCAUCUGGCUCUAGCAGAGGAAAAGAAAGAAAAAGCAGGAAGUCCAUUUUUGGCAACAAUCCGGGCAGAAUGAGCCCAGGGGAGACAGCAUCAUUUAACAAAACAUCUGGAAAAAGUUCCUCUGAAGGAAUUCGACAGACCUGGGAGGAAUUUUCUUCCCCUCUCAACCCAACCACCUCGCUCAGCGCUAUCAUUAGAACUCCCAAAUGUUAUCAUAUCUCGUCGCUGAAUGAAAAUGCCGCCAAACGUCUGUGUCGCAGGUAUUCUCAGAAACUGAUCCAGCACACCACCUGCCAGCUGCUGAGGACUUACCCGGCUGCCACACGCAUCGACUCCUCCAACCCGAACCCGCUCAUGUUCUGGCUCCACGGGAUACAGCUCGUGGCGCUCAACUACCAGACGGACGAUCUCCCUUUACAUUUAAAUGCUGCAAUGUUUGAGUCAAACGGUGGCUGUGGUUAUGUUUUGAAACCUCCAGUUCUAUGGGACAAGAACUGUCCCAUGUAUCAGAAGUUUUCUCCACUGGAAAGAGACCUGGACAACAUGGAGCCUGCAGUCUAUUCUUUAACUAUUGUCUCUGGCCAAAACGUGUGCCCCAGCAACAGCACGGGCAGCCCAUGCAUCGAAGUUGACAUUCUGGGUAUGCCUCUGGACAGCUGCCACUUCCGCACGAAGCCCAUCCACCGAAACACCCUGAACCCCAUGUGGAAUGAGCAGUUUCUCUUCCGGGUUCACUUUGAAGACCUCAUAUUUCUUCGUUUUGCAGUUGUGGAAAACAACAGUUCGGCGGUAACUGCUCAGAGAAUCAUUCCACUCAAGGCUUUAAAACGAGGAUAUCGACAUCUCCAGCUGCGAAACCUCCACAAUGAAGUCUUGGAAAUCUCUAGUUUAUUCAUAAACAGCAGAAGGAUGGAAGAAAAUUCCUCUGGCAGUACGAUGCCAGCCUCUUUGAUGUUUAGUACAGAAGAAAGAAAAUGUUUGCAGACUCACAGAGUCACGGUGCAUGGGGUCCCAGGUCCUGAACCCUUUACUGUUUUCACCAUUAAUGAAGGCACCAAGGCAAAGCAGCUUCUCCAGCAAAUUAUGACAACUGAACAAGAUGCCAAACCUAUUGCCACAGACUAUUUUUUGAUGGAAGAAAAAUAUUUUAUAUCUAAAGAAAAGAACGAAUGCAGGAAACAACCGCUCCAGAGAGCCAUUGGUCCAGAAGAAGAGAUCAUGCAGAUUUUAAGCAGCUGGUUUCCAGAAGAGGGAUACGUGGGCAGGAUUGUCUUAAAAACGCAGCAGGAAAAUCUGGAAGAGAAAAGCAUUGUCCAAGAUGACAAAGAGGUGAUCUUGAGCACAGAGGAGGAGAGUUUCUUCGUCCAAGUGCAUGAUGUUUCUCCAGAGCAACCUCGAACAGUCAUCAAAGCGCCCCGAGUCAGCACCGCACAGGAUGUCAUUCAGCAGACCUUAUGCAAAGCCAAAUAUUCCUACAGCAUCUUGAGCAACCCCAACCCGAGUGACUAUGUGCUUUUGGAAGAGGUGGUGAAAGACACUACCAACAAGAAGUCCUCUGCACCAAAGUCCUCUCAGCGGGUCCUUUUGGAUCAGGAGUGUGUGUUUCAAGCUCAAAGCAAAUGGAAAGGUGCAGGAAAAUUCAUCCUUAAGCUAAAGGAGCAGGUGCAGGCAUCCCGAGAAGAUAAAAAAAAAGGCAUUUCUUUUGCAAGUGAACUCAAGAAGCUCACCAAGUCAACUAAACAGCCCCGAGGACUCACAUCGCCUUCUCAGCUCUUGGCCUCAGAAAGUGUCCAAAAUAAGGAGGAGAAACCUGUGGGUGGCUUGUCCUCCAGUGACACAAUGGAUUAUCGACAGUGACCAAGGGCAGCAUGUUUUACCCAGGUGAAGAUCUUUCAGCAAGAAGUUAAAGUCAAGAGUGAACAUGGUGAAAACAAAUAUAAUUUCAUUAGACUUUAAACUGGAAACUGAUGAUUUUGGAAUUGAAGCCCUCUUCACAUGUGAGGUUCAUGCUGAGGACAAGCAAAAUGGCACAGGGCUAACAGCUACCAACCAAUUGAUGAAUGAAGCAAAGAAGCCCAGGGGAUUGACAUUUUACAAGUGUCAGCAGUUGGAAAAACCAUCUGUAACCUGGUAAUAAUUGAUUUAGAACAAGGGUCACACUUUUUGCCUGUAAUUUGUUGCAACUAAACUCUCCCGUUGUAGUACAAAGCAGCCAUAGAUAAUACGUACAUGAGUAAACAUGGCUGUAUUCCAAUAAAACUUUAUUUGUAGAUACAAAU
Molecule: messenger RNA, 7490 nt
Organism: Lemur catta (Ring-tailed lemur)
Lineage: Eukaryota; Metazoa; Chordata; Mammalia; Primates; Lemuridae
Gene: PLCE1
Product: phospholipase C epsilon 1
Exons: 32
Coding region: 157-7068 (2303 amino acids)
Biological process (GO): small GTPase-mediated signal transduction; lipid metabolic process; phosphatidylinositol-mediated signaling
Molecular function (GO): phosphatidylinositol-4,5-bisphosphate phospholipase C activity; guanyl-nucleotide exchange factor activity
Source: RefSeq, a predicted model, not a curated record